Molecule: messenger RNA, 2458 nt
Organism: Protobothrops mucrosquamatus (brown spotted pit viper)
Lineage: Eukaryota; Metazoa; Chordata; Lepidosauria; Squamata; Viperidae
Gene: PDPR
Product: pyruvate dehydrogenase phosphatase regulatory subunit
Exons: 17
Coding region: 119-2458 (779 amino acids)
Cellular component (GO): mitochondrion
Molecular function (GO): protein binding; oxidoreductase activity
Source: RefSeq, a predicted model, not a curated record
CUCCAAGCUAGGGUGGAAGGACAUUGUCUUACUGGAGCAGGGCAGGCUGGCAGCCGGUUCCACGCGGUUCUGCGCAGGCAUCGUAAGCACCGUGCGGCAUUUGUCCAUUGAGCUGAAGAUGGCCGAUUACUCAAGGAGGCUCUACCAGCAACUUGAGCAAGAGACAGGUGUGAAAACGGGUUACACGAGGACAGGCUCCAUCUCACUAGCUCAGACCCAAGACCGGCUGAUCUCGCUGAAGCGCAUCGCCUCUCGACUCAAAAUCAUGGGAAUCCCCUGCGAGCUUAUCCCGCCAAAGAGAGUGGCCCAGCUCCACCCCUUUAUCAACAUCCACGACCUGGUGGGGGCCCUCCAUGUGCCCGAGGAUGCCGUCAUAUCAUCUGCUGACGUGACCCUUGCUUUGGCCAAUGCGGCUGCAGCAAACGGCGUUCAGAUCCACGAGCGAACCAGUGUCAUCCACGUUUUGGGCCAGAAGGGCUGCGUAACUGGAGUGGAUACGGACAGAGGGAUGAUUGAGUGCUCGUACUUCGUUAACUGUGCUGGGCAGUGGGCUUACGAGCUCGGCCUUUCCAACGAGGAGCCGGUCAGCAUCCCGCUACAUGCCUGCGAGCACUUCUACCUUCUGACGCGCCCCCUGAAGAGCCCCCUGGAGAGUAGCACUCCAACUGUUGUGGACCUUGAUGGGAGGAUCUACAUUCGCAACUGGCAAGGGGGCAUCCUCUCUGGCGGCUUUGAAAAGAACCCCAAGCCUAUUUUCACCGAGGGCAAGAACCAGCUGGAGAUACACAACUUGCAGGAAGACUGGGAUCACUUUGAGCCACUCCUGAGCGCCUUGCUGCGGAGGAUGCCAGACAUGGAGGCCCUGGAGAUAGUGCAGCUGGUGAAUUGCCCAGAAUCCUUUACUCCAGACAUGCGGUGCAUCAUGGGAGAAUCCCCCACCAGACAGGGCUACUUCGUCCUAGCGGGAAUGAAUGCGGCCGGUACCUCUUUUGGAGGUGGAGCAGGCAAGUUCCUGGCUGAAUGGAUGGUGAAUGGCUACCCCUCCGACAACGUCUGGCCCUUGGACCUGAAGCGCUUCGGGGCUCUGCAAAGCAGUCGCACUUUCCUCCGCCACCGGGUCAUGGAAGUGAUGCCCCUGAUUUAUGACCUAAAAGUUCCCCGCUGGGAUUUCCAGACUGGCCGGCAGCUCCGCACGUCUCCCCUUUACGACCGGCUGGAUGCCCAGGGAGCGAGGUGGAUGGAGAAGCAUGGCUUUGAGAGGGCAAAAUACUUUGUCCCUCCAGGGAAAGAUUUGCUGGCUCUGGAUCAGAGCAAGACCUUUUACAAGCCAGACUGGUUUGACAUUGUGGGGGCAGAGGUCAAGUGCUGCAAAGAGGCCGUCUGUGUCAUUGACAUGUCCUCUUUCACCAAGUUUGAGAUAAGCUCCACAGGGGGACAGGCUUUGGAGGUUCUGCAGUAUCUCUUCUCCAACGACCUGGACGUGCCAGUUGGGCAUAUUGUGCACACGGGGAUGCUCAAUCACAACGGAGGAUACGAGAACGACUGCAGCAUAGCCCGCGUGAACAAACGCAGCUUCUUCAUGAUUUCCCCCACAGACCAGCAGGUGCACUGCUGGGCCUGGCUGAAGAAGCACAUGCCUGAAGACAGCAACCUCUUCUUGGAAGACGUCACCUGGAAAUACACAGCCUUGAAUCUGAUUGGCCCUCGUGCCAUGGACGUCCUGUCGGAGCUCUCUUACGCGCCGAUGACACCUGAGCACUUCCCUUCCCUCUUUUGUAAGGAGAUGAGCGUCGGCUAUGCCAACGGCAUCCGUGUCAUGAGUAUGACGCACACGGGGGAGCCAGGCUUCAUGCUCUACAUCCCCAUCGAGUAUGCCCUCCAUGUGUACAACGAGGUGAUGAGCGUGGGGCAGAAGUACGGGAUCCGGAACGCUGGCUAUUACGCCCUCCGCAGCUUGCGCAUUGAGAAGUUUUUUGCCUUCUGGGGCCAAGAUCUGGAUGCUUUCACCAGCCCUAUGGAAUGUGGGCGAGAAUUCCGGGUGAAGCUGGACAAGGGCAUGGAUUUCAUCGGGAGGGAUGCGCUGAUGGCUCAGAAGCAGGAAGGGGUCUACAAGCGCUUCACCAUGUUCAUCCUGGAAGACCAUAACACGGACCUGGACUUGUGGCCCUGGUGGGGGGAGCCCAUCUAUCGCAACGGCUGCUACAUGGGCAAGACCACCAGCAGCGCUUACAGUUACACGCUGGAGCGGCACGUUUGCCUGGGCUUCGUUCACAACCUGGACCCCGAGACCGGCAAGGAGCAGCUGGUCACCCCAGACUUUGUCAACCGGGGCGAGUACGAGAUCGACAUUGCGGGGCAGCGCUUCCAAGCCAAGGCCAAGCUCUACCCCUUCAGCUCCCUGUUCACCUCCCGCCGGCGCAAGGACGAGAUGGAGUUCAGCGGCUUCCAGGGAAAAUAA